AGCAGGCAAACUGCUGACAAGGGCAAAGCCACGUCGCCAGACUUGCGGGGAAACUGCCUGAGCUUCGGGUUUAAUGAGGAAAAUGGGAUGUUUGGGUUUGGUUUCGUCUGGGAUUUGGCGGAUGCACGCGGCCCGCCUCCCAUCGCGGGUUGGGCCCCCGGCGGCGGCGCAGGCGAAGUCGGGGGGCUUUAGGACCCGGCGCUGAGCGCUCGGACCCCGGUGGCCGUCCCGGGAGAGGCCCGCGCGGGCCGAGGCUUGAAUGGGAGGCCGGCGACGUCGCCGCUGAAAGGCCGGCGGCGGAAUAGCUCUGCCGUCGCCAGGCAACCGCCCUGACGCAACGCGGAAAAAAAGGUCCCCUAGCAAAAGAAUAGUGCGGAGAAUUGAGAGGCGCGCGGGAGCCGGGCGCGGCGGGGACGGCGGCCGCACCAGGAGGGCUCUCGGUUGCAAGCAACAGCGAGAGGCCGUUCUCAGCACUCAGGGUCUGGUAGAGAAGAGCAGUGAGAACUCAAGAGUGACAGUGAGCCCAGAGGUUGUGCACCAGCCUGGAGCUGGACUGCAGGGGUCCCAAUCCGGCUUCACCACCUACCAGCUCUGUGACCAAACCAGUCGACAAUCGGCAAUUCACCGUGCCGUGUGCUCUCAUCGCUGCACACACACAGUCCAGCCUGGGCAAAUGCAGGAAGGCUUCCUGGAGGAGAAAAAUCCUUGAGAACUGAGAAGAGAAGGGAAGGAGCAAGGGCCAGAGGCUGGAGCUGGCCUGCUUCCCCGCCCGUCUCCGAGCACCUCCAGGACGGACAGAUCCCCUCUGCGAAGGCUGCUUCCGAAGACUCCUACUCAUGGCCGGCCAUUCCUGCCUUCGGUGAAGGGUGACACCCACGGGCUUCCAGGACAAGUCACGGGCCCUGAGGGGACCCUCUGGGGCUCGCUCCACAUACCCCCAAGGCUGCAGGUGCAGCCCAGCCUCAGAGACCGACUCCUGUCCUGGCAACGCCCUUGGACUCCGUGGCCCCAGCUGGAUGAGGCCCAUCAGGAGCAGGACCCACCCCUGCCACCCAGCCAGCCUCCCCCAGCGGCCCCCGCCACCUCCUAGGCCUGGCUGCCUGGGCAGACUGUAGGAUGUCCAUGCCCCAGAUCCAAGUAGAAGAAGUAGGUGGGGAAGAGGGGCCGGUGGGGGCAGCUGCACCGGCCGACGACCACCUCCGGAGCCUGAAGGCCCUCACCGAGAAACUGAGGCUGGAGACCCGCAGGCCGUCCUACCAGGAAUGGCAGGCCAGGCUGGAAGAGCACACGUGGCCCUUCCCGAGGCCGGCUGCGGAGCCGGAGGCCAGCGCGGAGCAGGGGGAGCGUGCAGGGGAGGAGCCCCUGCCCCCACAGAGAGCGCCCCAGCAGCUUCCCACCCCAACCGGCAGUGCUGGCCAGGCCGAAGAAGGGCCCCUGGCCCCGGGCAAGCUGGAGGGCUUUCAGAGCAUCGAUGAAGCCCUGGCCUGGCUCAGGAAGGAACUGACGGAGAUGCGGCUGCAGGACCAGCAGCUGGCUAGGCAGCUCAUGCGCCUGCGCGGGGACAUCAACAAGCUGAAGAUCGAGCAGACCUGCCGGCUGCACAGGAGGAUGCUGAAUGACGCCACCUGCGAGCUGGAGGAGCGGGACGAGCUGGCCGACCUCUUCUGCGACUCCCCGCUGGCCUCCGCCUUCAGCCUCUCCACGCCGCUCAAGCUCAUCGGGGUCACCAAGAUGAACAUCAACUCACGGAGGUUCUCUCUCUGCUGAGUGGGUGAGGGGGCCGGGGCCGAGUGACCCCCUGGGUCUCCCCAAGGCCUGCAGGCAGGUGCUCCCUCAGGGACCCGGCUGUGGAUCCCUGAGUCUCCAUGACCAGCAUUGGUUUGACACCCAAAGAGCCCCGCAGAAGGGCUGCUCCCUUCUAAUGUUCCCUGAGAGCUGGGGUCCCUCUCUCCAGCCCAUUCCUGUCCCCAGGAAUCACUGGUGCUCUAAACUGGGGUCCCCAAGGCCCCCUGCCGCACUGGAGAAAUCAGCUGUGUUAGAUGCACAUGCAUAGAGCGCUGAAGUGGGGGCACGUGGGUGGGGCCAGCAUGGGUGCCCUCCGUAGCCUCCCCUGGCCCUGUGCGCUGAUCACAACGUCCACAGAGACCGUGGCUGUCUCCCACAACCCUGGCGGAAGCGCCUGGGAGAUUGCUGGUAACGGAACCAGGCAGACAGUGAACAGAGUUCCGGUACCUGAAUUCUCCUGCUGUGGAGGGCCUGCGGCAGGGACCCAGGUGGAUUCCCAGGGUGUCGCUACACCACCUACUUAUUUCCCACCCCAGAAGCCGGUCCUGAGCCUUCCCUGAGAUCCUGUGCCUGACCUAAACUACUCCUUUUAAUUGAACAAGACUGUUAGGAAUGUGUUGCUAA
Messenger RNA from Oryctolagus cuniculus (rabbit), 2409 nucleotides. NCBI's taxonomy places the organism in Eukaryota, Metazoa, Chordata, Mammalia, Lagomorpha, Leporidae. The record is from RefSeq and is a predicted model, not a curated record.